AUGGCCAGUAGUACUCAUCAUGAGUUGAAAGAAACCAAAAUGUCUAUGUACAUGCACGACUUCAGCGCCGGUCCAAACAUCACGGAUAUACCAGUUGCUGGUAUUGCCGGAAAGCUUUGGGUGUUUAACCAAUUUGGCACAGUUUACGUCGUUGACGACUCCUUAACCGAAGGCCCGAGCCGUAAUUCGACAGUAGUUGGCCGAGCACAGGGUAUUGUUGUAACAGCAUCACUAGACGGACGUAACGCCCUAGUUUUGCUGUCGAUUGUGUUCACAAACAAAAAGUACAAUGGCAGCACUAUUGAGAUUCAAGGAAACAGUAAGCAAUUUGAGCCGAUAAGAGAGGUGGCUGUGGUUUCUGGUACUGGUAAGUUUCGGUUUGCUAGAGGGUAUGCUACGUUUGAAACUUACUUCGUCGACCAGCCAACUGAUUACGCUGUUAUACGCUCCAAUAUUACAGUGCAACACUAUUAG
Fragaria vesca subsp. vesca is the source of this 474-nucleotide messenger RNA. Its product is annotated as disease resistance response protein 206-like. The record is from RefSeq and is a predicted model, not a curated record. NCBI's taxonomy places the organism in Eukaryota, Viridiplantae, Streptophyta, Magnoliopsida, Rosales, Rosaceae. The transcript has a single exon. Bases 1 to 474 code for a protein of 157 amino acids.